Molecule: messenger RNA, 1266 nt
Organism: Penicillium macrosclerotiorum
Lineage: Eukaryota; Fungi; Ascomycota; Eurotiomycetes; Eurotiales; Aspergillaceae
Product: PCI domain-containing protein
Exons: 2
Coding region: 1-1266 (421 amino acids)
Cellular component (GO): cytosol; COP9 signalosome
Source: RefSeq, a predicted model, not a curated record
AUGGCCUCUCAAAAGGUGGUUGCCACCCUGGCAUCUAUCGAAGCGACAAGUCACCAACCGACCAAGCUCCAGCAAUACAACGACCUCCUCGAUGAGAUUGUGGCUACUUCAUCCGGUGACGAGCUCGCCCAAGACAUCGUCUACUACCUUGACUCCAUCUUGAACGAAGACGUCAGCAUUGUCGCUGCGCGCGCCCUUCUUGACUCUUUCAUCCCCGUCCUCCGUACAUUCGACGCCGAAAUCAAAAUCAAAGUCGGACAGCACGCCGUCACGCUUCUGCAAUCACGUGCGACCUCAGCAGAGGAACAAGACUCUCAGAUCCGAGAAAUUCUUGCAGAGGCAUACGAAUCUGAGGAAGAAUACACCGCUGCAGCACGAACGCUAUCUGGAAUCAACAUCGACAGUUCUCAGCGCCUAGUCUCCGACGCAGCGAAGGCCCAGCUUUGGAUUCGCAUCGUGAGAUAUUACUUGGAGGACGAAGAUACCACCAGUGCUGAGGCAUUCUUGAACCGCAUCAAGAAUUUGCCCAGUAAGAUCGAAGAGCACGAUGCCAAGUUGCACUUCCAGCUAGCUCAGGCCCGAAUUCUCGAUGCCCGUCGGCGGUUCCUCGACGCCGCGCAAGAGUACUUCAAUGUCAGCCUGGCACCGGGCGUUGAUGAAGGGGACCGACUUGCGGCACUAUCAGCAGCAAUCCGCUGUGCAGUUCUCGCACCUGCAGGCCCACAGCGCUCGCGCACUUUGUCUCGUCUUUACAAGGAUGACCGUGCACCUUCGGUCGAAGAGUUCUCCAUUUUGGAAAAGAUGUUCCUUGACCGGCUGCUCAAUGCGGACGAGGUCGCCGCAUUUGCUAAGAAACUGGCGCCUCAUCAACUUGCCGUUACUGCAGACGGCACAACCGUCCUUGACAGGGCUGUUGUUGAGCAUAAUCUAGUGGCUGCGAGCAAACUCUACAAGAACAUUCAUGUCGAUGCCCUUGGAGCCAUCCUCGGCCUUCAGUCUUCAGGAGACUUUUCUGCAGGUGAAAAGGCAGAGGCCUAUGCCGCACGAAUGGUUGAGCAGGGGCGUCUUCGAGGCAAGAUUGACCAGAUAGAUGGUGUCAUCUCCUUUGAGUCAGAUGCUACUGGCGGAUCCUCUUCUGGCGCCAAUGGAGCGAGCCUGCGUCAGUGGGAUUUGGGAGUUCAGGACCUGGCUGAAGAUAUAGAGCGAGUAGCCACCAGCAUUACCGAUCAAUACCCGGAAUUUGCCACAAGCCAGAUGGUACAUUGA